This is a messenger RNA of Chenopodium quinoa (quinoa), 4018 nucleotides long. Its product is annotated as pentatricopeptide repeat-containing protein At5g47360-like. NCBI's taxonomy places the organism in Eukaryota, Viridiplantae, Streptophyta, Magnoliopsida, Caryophyllales, Amaranthaceae. Gene Ontology annotation, molecular function: protein binding. The transcript is spliced from 7 exons. The coding region runs from base 493 to 1920 and encodes 475 amino acids. The record is from RefSeq and is a predicted model, not a curated record.
UACUAAAUGUUCAUUUUGUAGAGCAUAGUGUUGAUUUUGGCGGAUCGCAGAAAUGUUGUUUGGGUUAUUAAUUUGGGCCGCGCAUUUUGAGCUUUCCCUUGUUGCACCUAUCUUAGGUGCAUAAGGAUGCAUCUAAGACCAAUUGCCCUUUUUGGCCCUAUUUCUAAUUUCUAUACCCUUACAAAUAAAGCUAAUCCUAAUCAUGGGUAAGGUUGGGCCUAGACCAAUUAAAGGCAUAAAAAAAAAAAAGAAAAAGAAAAAAAAUGGAAAUAAAAGUUGUUCAAGCCAACCAUUUGAGGUUGUUCACAAAUUAUAAUCGUUUUCUAUUAAAAAAAAAAAAAAAAUUAUAAUCGUUUUUAGCUCUAAAAAAAAAGUUAAGAAGCACAACAAUCGCGGCGACCGCGGCUGUUGCGGCGGACUCCAUCACCACCACCGCUGUAAGAUUUUCAUACUAUCUAAUUUAUCUCGUCCAAAGAAUUAUCGAGUCCAAAAAUGGCGAUUUCUUCGAUUUCUCGCCUUUUUACAUCUGCAUAUAGACUAAAAAAACAACCAUUUUCACUCAUUACAAGAAUCAAUUUUUCAUCAGCAAAAGAAUUUUGUACCCACCUCUUAAAUUGCCCCCAAAACCCUGAAAAAACCCUUGUUAAUGUUAAUGCUAAAUUGGAUGUUCAAUGUGUUACUGAGGUGUUGCGUAGUUUUUCCUCAAAUCAGCCCCAAUUAGGUCUUCGUUUUUUCAUAUGGGCUGGUUUACAGCCUACGUAUAGGCAUACUCAAUAUAUGUAUAACUUAGCUUGUAAGUUGCUCGACAUUGGUCGAAACCCGGGUAGGAUUAGAGAGAUUGUUGAGUGUUAUGGGGUUGAAGGGUGUCAAACUAAUGUGAAGUUGUUUAAAGUUAUUCUUAAUUUGUGUAGAGAAGCUAGGAGUGCUGAUGAGGGUUUGUGGGUAUUGAGAAAGGUGGGUGAUUUUGGUUGUCGGCCGGAUUCGACAAUGUAUAAUGUGGUUAUUGGGUUGUUUUGUGAAAGGGGGGAUCUUGAUAGGGCAAUGGGGUUGAUGAGAGAGAUGGAAUCAUGUGAUUUGUGUCCUGAUAUGAUUACCUAUAUGUCAAUGCUAAAGGGGUUUUGUUUUGCUGGGAGAUUGGAGGAUGCUUGUCAGUUGUUUAAGACUAUGAAAAGUCAUGGAUGUGCUCCGAAUUUGGUGGCAUACUCUGCACUCCUUGAUGGGCUUUGUAGAGCUGGUAGUUUCGAGAGAGCGUUGGAGUUGUUGGGUGAGAUGGAGAAAGAAGGCGGGGAGUGUACACCAAACGUCAUUACUUAUACAUCAAUUAUCCAAACUUUGUGUGAAAAUGGCAAGUCAGUUGAGGCGUUGUCGAUAUUGGAGCGUAUGGAGAGUUUUAAGUGCCAACCUAACAGGAUUACUAUGAGUGUGCUUAUCCAAGGUCUUUGUCGCGAAGGGUAUAUUGACAAGGCAUUUAAACUUGUUAAUGAUGUAGUUGUUGGAGGUCAAGUCUCGAAAGAUGAGUGCUAUAGUUCUCUUGUGAUCUCUUUGUUGUGGAUCCAAAGAUUUGAGGAUGCGGAGAAGCUUUUUAGGUGGAUGUUAGGAAGUGCUGUGAGGCCUGAUGGGUUUGCAUGUACUGUCUUGAUGAAGGAUUUGUGUUUAAAAGGAAGAUUUUUUGAUGCAUUUUAUCUAUAUGAGGAUGUUGUGAAGAAGGGCUUUGUACUAACAAUUGAUUCUGAUAUAUACUCAACCCUACUUGUUGGUCUUUGUCAGGAAAACCGUGUGGAAGAGGUAGGAAAACUGGCCAAUUAUAUGGUUGAGAAAGGGGUAUCGAUCAAUGCCUCUUAUAUUGAUAACAUUCACAAUCACCUUAAAGGAUCAAUUGAGAUGGAGUCACUUGCACAUUUGUGUAAGAUGAGAAGAUGAUACUAAACUACACUAUCCUUUUAACAUUGUAUUGGUUAUUAGUAUCUCCAGAGGAUUUUUGCAAGUUUUAAGAUCUAACUACUUCUUUAGCGCCUGAAAACAUGCUGGCUGCACAAUCCUGGUUCAACUUCUUUGUGAGAUGUAUCUAUGCCAAACCAGAGUUUCGUGUUGCAAGUUGUACAGUAUACAUGGUAACAAGUGUUGUUUUAAAAUCUACAAAACCACUUAUUUUCAAAGGAGAACAAUGUUACAAGUUUUUAGUAAGGUAAGUGGUUUGUUUCCACCUAUGGGCUUCAACUUUGCUGGUGGUGCUUCCGUGGUGUUGAGACCAAAAGACUACCUUGUACAUAUGGGCUUUGUCGAUGGUGCCGCACUUUGGUGUAUAGGAUUUUAGAAGGUUCAACAUGGUCAAGGAAUUUCAAUAUUACCAGAAAGAAAUGCUGGAAAAUCGCGGAUCUCAUCUCAUAUCUCUCCUCCAUUGAAGCGACUUUCGAGCAUUCUGUAAUCCUCCAUUGAAGCAGCUUGCUAGGCAUGUGAACAAUCAAUUGGAGGAUGAGGAUCUUACAAAGGAUAUGCAAUUAAUUGGAUUGUGCUCCUUGACUUUGGAGUUCACCUCCUUUUUAUCUUCCUUAUUUCUCCUUAUGAAAUUAUCAGGCCCCUUCUAUUGAUAUCCCUUUACUUAUCUUCCUAGAAGCCUAUUGAACUGAAGUUGACGAGAUAAUUUGGGACUACAAUAGGCUGCACAAUUCUUAGAUUGAUUGCUUCUUAUAUUCAGAUUUGUUUUACAAUUUAGUGGUUAAGAUAUUGGUUCCAAUGUUCUGAAUAAUUAGUCCCGUAUUGGUUCUCUGCCUGAUCUGUGAUGAUAAUAUAGUAGUUUUACGGUUUCUUUUGCUUUCCUGAUUGAGGUAUUUGGUGAUUUAUUUAGGAAGAAUCUGUGUAAGAUUCAUUUAGGUUUACUGGAUGUAGGAUCGAUGGUUUUGGGGAAGAAUUUGAGGUACAUUUGCGGCAAAAAAUGAUUUAGUGUGUUAUUUAAGGAGAAUGGGAGUGUUUUGCAGCGUGAUUUUUUUCUGUCCAUUAUUGUCCUUGAUUUAUUAAUUGUUGGUUUUUGUCCUAUUAGCUUCAAUCUUUUUUAGAUACUCUUAUUAUCAUAACCUUUUUUUUUUCUAAUGUUUCUUUAAAAAUAAAAUUAAAUUAAUGACUGGUUAAAUAUUAUGUCAGGCCGGUAAUUCUGCACAUCAAUGUAUUUUUAUGUGUUUUUGUUGAUUUGAUAAGAUUUAUAUGAAAAAAUUAGGUGUUAUUGAAACUUAAGUUGGACCUCUCUUACUCUCUCUACAUAUAUGCACCCUUACAAAUAUCUUGGAGGGAGGGGUGGUUUUUGGUUUAAACAGAGAAAGGGUUUGUGACCAGUACACUCACUACAUGAAUCUGUGUUGGAUCACGCGCUGAUUUUAAUAUUGUGUUCUAUAGAAACUAUGUUAUCCAGUACGUCAGCUAAAACUUCCAUUUGCAGCAGUACAGUUUGUCUCUCAGUUUGAAGGGAUCUAUGAUGUGCAGUCCAUGCAGAAAUCAGCAGUGAAACUUCAAACAUUUUUCAACCAAUGUAUGAUAGUCACCAAUUCAAGGUCUGCUGCUUAUAAAAUCAAAGCGUUUAUGAGGAUAGUCACCAAGCAUUCUCAUUGACUUGAGUGUGGGCGUGCUGGGCUAGGGAUUGCCCUUCGAGUGGUAGCUUUGGUCUUCAGACACCCUAAUGAUGCUCUGGGAGAAGCAGACGGAGUUGGUAUCACUGUUGGUUUUGCUCCUCUAAUGUUGUGCAUACUGUUGUUUAGCUGAACUACUCAGUUUACAGCAUUGUUUUCUAAGUAGCUGCAGAAAUGUUGGAUAUCAUCUUCUUGGCUUAGCUUGAAUCUGUUUUGUUCAUAUUCUACCGAGAUAAGAGCCCAGAUAAAAGUUAGUAUGGAAAUCUGUAGAGAAACCUUAUUAUUUGACAUGUAGGAGUAUUUACUGGGAGGAAAUUACUUGAAUAUAGACUAUCACUUGUAUGUUUUAGUAGAAUGUAAGAAUGGACAAGUUACGCAUAGAUCAAUUUGAUUUUUUUUGA